UCGCUUGGAUCAUGUGCAAGCAAGACGAUGUCCCAGAUGCUAUUGUAAGAACUGGUGCAAGCAAGGCGGUGUCCCAGAUGCUAUUGUUCACUAAAUUUGGUGGUGAGGGGCAUAAGAGGCAUGUGGAACAUUUGGCAUUUGCUGCUGUCAUACAAAAAGGUGGAUCAUUUGUUAAUGUAUCUAUCAUCAUUAAAGAUUUCAAGUCCUCCAACUUAGUUAGCCACAAGUUACUUUAAACUUUCAUGAGCAAGGUUAAGAUUCACGACAUUGAGAAGGUGUUGAACCAUUAUUUCACAACUAGAGAUUGAACAAGAUACUAAGGAACCAUCCCGAAACUUCACAGAUCUCAUGGUGGAAAAAUGGGUGGAUCAAGGAGGUUGGGCGAGGGGUCAUAGUGGUUCAAUGUUGUGCAGGUCAAAUAUGGACCGUGUGGGUUAAUCCGAAACAUGUCUUCCAAAACUUUAUAAUUAUAGUACCACAUGUGGGAUAAAACAAA
Molecule: messenger RNA, 496 nt
Organism: Erigeron canadensis
Lineage: Eukaryota; Viridiplantae; Streptophyta; Magnoliopsida; Asterales; Asteraceae
Product: beta-galactosidase 9-like
Exons: 3
Coding region: 12-236 (74 amino acids)
Source: RefSeq, a predicted model, not a curated record